Aspergillus thermomutatus is the source of this 885-nucleotide messenger RNA. RefSeq names its product FAD-dependent oxidoreductase. The transcript has 3 exons. Lineage: Eukaryota; Fungi; Ascomycota; Eurotiomycetes; Eurotiales; Aspergillaceae. The record is from RefSeq and is a predicted model, not a curated record. The coding region runs from base 1 to 885 and encodes 294 amino acids. Gene Ontology annotation, biological process: secondary metabolite biosynthetic process. Gene Ontology annotation, molecular function: monooxygenase activity.
AUGGCAAUCUCCGGCUCUGGUCCUUCUGAGGUGGCCCCUCCAAAUUCGUCUGGAAUUAAGGUAAUCGUUGUGGGCCUCGGGAUGGGUGGUCUGGCGGCUGCCAUCGAGUGUCAUCAAAAAGGCCAUACAGUAAGCGCGUUUGACAAGGUGGACGUUCGGACUUUCGUGCAUAAGACCGGGUAUCAAAGGAAUGACGGUUACUGGGCCCUUCGAUCCAGGCUAGCAUCGACGUUUUUCGAGCAUGCACAGACCCUGGGCAUUGACCUAAGCGUCGGUCCAGACGCCGCAGUGGCCCAUUAUUGGGAGAGCCAUGACGAAGCUGGCAUUGAGACGGUGAGCGGAGACCGCUUCACGGCAGACUGCGUCAUUUGCUGCAAUGGGAUUAACAGUACUGGAAGACAAAGCAUCCUCGGAGAGGACUCGGCAGUCAUAUUGACCAGUCAAUACGUCUUCCGGACGUCGUUCCAAACAGCAGAGUUGGGUGAUAUUCCCGAGAUUAAAUGGAUUAUGGAAGGCACAACGGAUUCAGGCAAGGUAUUCAUGGGCCCCGGGCUUGAAAUCGGAUUCGCCUCCUUUGCAAAUGGUCAGGAAAUGGCGAUGGCAGCUAUGUAUAAUGUCGAUUACGCUCGGGAAAAGCUAGGAAGACCGCCUGACAAUGUGCAUGAUUUAGUCGGGCUUAUGGAAGGCUGGGGGGUGCAAGGCAAACUGAGAAACAUGCUCAAGCAUGUCCCCAACAAUAAAAUGGUCCACCAUUCGCAUCCAGAAGUCCCUUGUCCAGGUGGCUGUCCCCAGAGAAAAGGACGAUCAUUAUCGGCGACGCAGCACACCCUUUCCUUCCUGUUAUUGGCCAAGGUGCUAGCCAAGCCAUUGAAGAUGCAGCGGUGA